Messenger RNA from Beta vulgaris subsp. vulgaris (sugar beet), 2152 nucleotides. Its product is annotated as probable protein S-acyltransferase 23. Gene Ontology annotation, cellular component: Golgi membrane. The record is from RefSeq and is a predicted model, not a curated record. Bases 191 to 1840 code for a protein of 549 amino acids. Gene Ontology annotation, biological process: protein palmitoylation. Gene Ontology annotation, molecular function: protein binding; palmitoyltransferase activity. NCBI's taxonomy places the organism in Eukaryota, Viridiplantae, Streptophyta, Magnoliopsida, Caryophyllales, Amaranthaceae. The transcript has 13 exons.
CUACUACUACUAGCCCACAAAUCUCAUUUCACGGUGACCAAAAUUAGACGCCAUUUUAGAACCUUCUAAAGUUCUAACUAAUAAACCCCAAAUUACUCAACCCUAGAAAAUAAAUCAAAUCCCUAAUUUUGGUUCAUUCAAUCUCAAACCCCCAAAAUUCUAAUGUGAAGAACACAAAUUAAAAGUCAAAAUGUCAUCAUCAGAGAUCGAAAUCGUUUCAGAUUCAAUCUCACCAAACAACAACACAAAUCAACAACAACAGCAAAAAAUUGUAAUCACUGAUGUUUUUACUGCUUCAGUUUAUGGAGACUUGCAGAAACUUCGCAAAUUUGUCGAAGAAGACGGUGCUUCUCUCUCCUCCCCUGAUACUAAUGGUUACUACGCUUUACAAUGGUCUUCUCUCAACAAUUUCCCCCAUAUUGUUCAGUAUAUUAUUGAGCAUGGUGGAGAUGUGAAUGCCACGGACCUUAGCCAGCAGACCGCGUUGCAUUGGGCUGCUGUUAGAGGCUCUAUUGGGGUUGCAGACCUGUUGCUACAGAAUGGAGGGCGAGUUGAGGCUGCAGAUGCUAAUGGGUAUAGGGCAGUUCAUGUUGCUGCUCAAUAUGGACAGACAGCCUUCUUGAACCACAUUAUUGCGAAGUACAAUGCUGAUUUUGAUGCACCUGAUAAUGAUGGAAGAAGCCCACUGCAUUGGGCUGCUUAUAAAGGAUUUGCGGAUACAAUUAGAUUACUUUUAUUUAGAGAUGCCGACCAGAGUAGACAAGAUAAAGAAGGUUGCACCCCUUUGCAUUGGGCUGUUUUAAGAGGGUAUGUUGAGGCAUGCAGUAUACUUGUGCAUGCUGGCACAAAACAAGAAUUAACGGUGAAAGAUAAAGCUGGUUUUACCCCAGUUCAGCUGGCGUACGAUAAAGGUCAUCGGCAUGUCGCCCUUUUGCUUUCUAAUAUUCAGCGGGCUCACACUAAGCGUCUAAAAGGCACAUUUUGGGCUGGGAAGGUGAUUGGAGUUGGUUAUGCCCCCUUUUUGUUUUGCACCAUCUUCUGUCUCAUGGUCCUUUUCGUAAUCUCAGUUCUCUUAGCUCCAAGUCUUGCCAAGGUGACUGCUGCUGUUGCACUUUGGGGAUGGACUGCUGUAUCUCUCUGUGCUGGUGCGUUGAUAAUGUUUUAUCGUUGUAGCAGUAAAGAUCCAGGUUACAUAAAGAGAUAUGAUGGUUCUGGUGAUCUUAGAGAAGCACAGGAUCCUUUAUUAAAUCUUGAUAUGAACAGCUCCUCUGUUUGGACUGGGAAUUGGUCUCAGCUUUGUCCAACAUGCAAGAUUAUUAGACCACUCCGUUCAAAGCACUGCCCUACAUGUAAACACUGCAUUGAACAAUUUGAUCAUCAUUGCCCUUGGAUUUCAAAUUGCGUGGGGAAGAGGAACAAAUGGGAUUUCUUUGUAUUUGUCUGUCUUGGAAUGGCGACAUCGUCUAUUAGUGGAGUGAUAUCUGUUUUAAGUAUAAUUACAGGAAUUUGGACUGCAGUACCAGCAAUUCCAACUAGUGAAGCAUGGAUGCAUCAUGUGAUAGCUCAUCAUCCUGGUGUUAUUGUAUUUUUGGUGAUGGAUUUCUUAAUAUUUGUGUCCGCGACAACGCUGGCAGUUUCGCAAGCAAGUCAGAUAGCUCGAAAUAUCACAACAAAUGAAUUGGCAAAUACUUCCCGGUAUACAUAUCUUCGCGGUCCAGAUGGCCAGUUUCGUAAUCCUUACAACCAUGGUUGCCGAAAGAACUGUGGUGAUUUUCUUAUCCAAGGCUACACUAAUGAUGACGAGAUUGCAUGGCCUCCGCUGCAGGCAGUUACCCGUUAAAAACAAUUAAGGGUAUAACAGGGAGACCUCUUGCUGCUUCACCAAGGCAUUUUACUUCUUUACACAAAGCAGGAUGUCGUUGCAUAUUCUUCUCUUAAAGGGAUACCUCUUGCUGCUUCACUAAGGCGCUAUACUUCCUUACGCUCAGCAGAAAUGUUGUUUGCAUAUUCCUCUCCUGUAAUUUUUCAUGAUUCCAUUGUUUUCCCCCCCAAGUUUGUGAUAGUAAAAAAAAAUACAUCAAUUCAGUGUACAGUCGACUUUUACUAUAUGUAAAAGGGGGUUGAGAAUGAAUUAGAUGGCAUAUUCUACAAA